AUGUCCACGAUCACGCAGCCGCGAUGCGGCGUCAAGGCGAACGCCACGGCGAAGCGCGCCGUCGCGCCGAAGACCUUCCUCGGCGCGCGCGUCUCCUCCGUGUCGAACGGUUCCAAGGUUGAGAUGAGCCGAUGGAAGGGCAUGGACAUGGACAUUUCCGACGACCAGCAAGACAUCGCUCGCGGCCGCAACAUGGUUGACUCCAAGUUCCAAGGCGCGACCGGAAUCGGUGGUACGCACAACGCCGUCAUGUCCUCGCAAGAUUACUUGUCCGCGGGCAUGAAGACGUACUCUGCGCACGACAACAUCACCACGGAGAACUUCUACAUCUCCCCGUCGUACAUGGACAAGGUGAUCGUGCACGUCGCGAAGAACUUCAUGAAGUUGCCGAAGAUCAAGGUGCCGGUCAUUCUCGGUGUCUGGGGUGGUAAGGGUCAAGGUAAGACUUUCCAGUCUGAUUUGAUCUUCAAGAAGCUCGGCAUCUCCCCGAUCGUCAUGUCCGCCGGUGAGCUCGAAUCCGGCAACGCCGGUGAACCGGCCAAGCUCGUGCGUCAGCGUUACCGCGAAGCGUCCGACAUCGUCAAGAAGGGUCGCAUGUCUACCCUCUUCAUCAACGAUCUUGACGCUGGUGCCGGUCGUAUGGGUGGCACGACGCAAUACACCGUCAACAACCAAAUGGUGAACGCGACGCUCAUGAACAUCGCGGAUAACCCCACGAACGUUCAGUUGCCGGGCCAAUACGAAGUCAUCGAAAUCCCGCGUGUGCCGAUCAUCGCCACCGGUAACGAUUUCUCCACCCUUUACGCGCCGCUCGUCCGUGAUGGCCGUAUGGACAAGUUCUACUGGUCCCCGACCCGCGAAGACCGCGUCGGCAUCGCCAACGGUAUCUUCAUGGCGGAUGGCAUCGAGAAGGAAGACGUCGAAGUCCUCGUCGAUACGUUCGAAGGUCAAUCCAUUGACUUCUUCGGCGCGCUUCGCUCCCGUGUCUACGAUGACUUGGUGCGUGACUUCAUCCUCGAAGUCGGCUACGAAGCUCUCGGCCCGCGCCUCAUCAACCCGCGCAAGGGUGAAGAAGUCAACUUCAACCCGCCGAAAAUGACGCUCGAAGUCCUCUUGGCGUACGGUAAGGAAUUGGAGAACGAGCAAGAGAACAUCAAGCGCAUCCAGUUGGCCGAUGCCUACUUGGACGGCGCCGUGCUCGCGGGCGAAGGCGGUUCCUCGAACACCGAGAAGUCGCUCAACCAGUAAACGCGACGACGACCCAUAUUGAUUUGAUGUGUCUUUUUAGCGCCUGCACGUAGCGAUGAUUCGAAUCGUAAUGAAUCCGUUCUAAACCACGAUGUGAUAACAAAACACUACAUUGAACUUCA
Messenger RNA from Ostreococcus lucimarinus CCE9901, 1370 nucleotides. RefSeq lists its product with no specific name. NCBI's taxonomy places the organism in Eukaryota, Viridiplantae, Chlorophyta, Mamiellophyceae, Mamiellales, Bathycoccaceae. Gene Ontology annotation, molecular function: ATP hydrolysis activity; ATP binding. The coding region runs from base 1 to 1248 and encodes 415 amino acids. The record is from RefSeq and is a predicted model, not a curated record. Gene Ontology annotation, cellular component: thylakoid; chloroplast stroma. The transcript is spliced from 2 exons.